AGCUGAGAUGAUGGCCGGGGAGCCUCUCCGUAAGAGUUGAAGCUCAGAUCACCAGAGACUGCACGGGGACAGACACCUUCUGGAGCGGCUUGUUAAAAAAGUUUAAUGAGUGUGGCUUUGAUCGCAAUAAAAAGCAAGUUAUGUCCAAGAUAAACUGAAGUCCGUGGCAGCGCAGAGACCGCCCCCAAGCUCCCUUUUCACCGCCAUCGCAUAAUCUUUUGUAAAAAGAUCAUGAUUGCACCACAUUAUCCAGCAGGACGGACUGACCACUUAUAAACGACCUAAUGCUGCCCAGUGUGUUCUGCUUAUAAUUGAGGAUAACCUUUUCCCAUUUUAUCUUGGAGCUGAUCCAGUUAAUGUGGAGUCAUUUUCUUGCACAGAAAAUUUGCAUUGAGCUUUUUAUAUUUAUCAGUAAUAAUUGGGUCAGUUAUUCCAAGCACCAAAAAUAAAGGAUUAUUGUUUAAAUUGAUAGAAGUUGUUAAUCGUGACAAAUCAUUAGUGGCAAAGUUGCUUCCCUUUAGUAAAUGAUUUUACGUUUCUCAAAGCAUCUUUCCAUUCAUCAUCAGUAAUGUUGCAGUUAAGUUUCCUUUCCCACAAUUCCUUCAAGUAGUGGUAACAGCCUCCUCAGAGUCUUACUCCACCCACAUUUCAUAUUUGAAAAAUGCGGCCCAAAGAGGCGUUUCCUGUAAGACCGAGAAGGCGGAGCUACGGCCGUGAUUGACAUACUGAAAUUUGAAUACAGAUGGCGACGGAGAGCGACACUAGCUCAGAGCAGUCAUUCGAGGUGGAGGACUUUUCCCCACCUUCUUCCCCAGAGGAUAGGGAGGAGGGCUUAUUGGGGGAAGCAAGCGGUCCUGAACCGUAUCUUUUUGAGCCACUAGCUCGUGAGUUGUCAGAGGCCCCUGGAGUCGAGCCAGCAGGAGUAUCAAGGCAUCGAAUGGGUCCAGUCUCUGAGUGGUGCACCUGCGGCCACUGCACAUCAUUGUCUGCCAGAGAAAAUGUGUGCUGCAGAGAAACGCCCAAGGUAAUGCUCAGGUGUCAGCAGGUGGGUGUAACCUCCUGCAUAACAGAGCAUCCUGGUUUUGAGGCUGUUGCUCUGAAUCCCUACGUGUUGCAGGCAGUUUAUGGCACCUUUCUGCAACUCUAUGGGGAGAUGCAGGAGACUACGCUCAACAGCUGUUACAGACAUCUGGCGUACCGGAAUGUGGUCAGGUGGUGUUGGGGUUACCUGGGACAGCACGUUCGUGUUGUGAUCCCGUCAUGCGCUGUCUCCAGAAUAAGGCAGGAGUUCCCAGAAGACGGUGCAUACAAAGGAUUCCUCCCUCCUCUGAACUAAUAUAUAUUUUUUUGAUUAAAUAAAUGUUAUAAUAUAUA
Molecule: messenger RNA, 1374 nt
Organism: Nothobranchius furzeri (turquoise killifish)
Lineage: Eukaryota; Metazoa; Chordata; Actinopteri; Cyprinodontiformes; Nothobranchiidae
Source: RefSeq, a predicted model, not a curated record